Messenger RNA from Sporothrix brasiliensis 5110, 5940 nucleotides. RefSeq names its product telomere length regulator protein. Gene Ontology annotation, biological process: telomere maintenance. Bases 1 to 5940 code for a protein of 1979 amino acids. The record is from RefSeq and is a predicted model, not a curated record. NCBI's taxonomy places the organism in Eukaryota, Fungi, Ascomycota, Sordariomycetes, Ophiostomatales, Ophiostomataceae. Gene Ontology annotation, cellular component: nucleus. The transcript has 2 exons.
AUGGCCGAGGUUGCCCCUGCUCGGCUUCUGGAGUCUCUCCCGGCACGACCACCGACGCCACCUAGGGAGACACAGGUGGUAGAAGUUGCCCGGAAACAGCCUUUGCUGGCUGCCAGCCGAUGUAACCCGCUCGACCCCCGUUCGAGCCUCCAUACACCCCCCAGUGCCCAGUCUCUCGUGUCUUCUGCUACCAAGACCGGCAGCACGGGAUCGCGGCAAAAGAAGGUCGAGUUCUCCGCCAAGGCCGAGUACAAGGAACCGCCCGUGUACACAGAGACCGCCGACAGGUCACAGACAAACACCACGCCACCUAUUGUGGUGCUCCCUCCAUCAUCGAGUGCCUCGCGACCGACCAAGUCCAUCCUCAAGGCCACUGCCUACGAAGCCGUUAUCCCUUCAUCUCCGACGAAUAUCUCCGACAUGCUCGCGUCAACGGUACAGCAACUGGUCGGCGCGGACCGAGACUCGAAGCUGGAUGCUUACAUGAUGCUCGCCCGCGCCCUUAAGACCUCCGACAACCUCCCUGACCGUAUUGCUCUGCAAAGCAAGAUGCCACUCUUCACGCAGUUUAUCCAGCGUGACAUCACGUCCCCCAAGACGCUUGAAGGCGCCCUCGACUCAACCCUCGUUAUUGCCGCUCUCGACCUCCUCAACACCUUCCUCCGCUUCUCUGCCAUUGCAUCCACCCUCUCCAACGACUUUGGCGUUUUCAUCAUCGACCACUGCAUUCGCUCCUUUGAGGUAUCUAGUGUGCCCCGGGACGUGCUGCGCACACUGAUGCGCGUCGUCGCGCUGCAAAGCUUCCCUGCAAAGGUCAUGACAUCUGACCGGGUUGGCCGGCUGGUGGCUGCUCUGCAUAAUAUGGACGAGCAGUACGAGAGCAAAAACACGAUUGUCAUGCGAUCUAUCAUCUACCGGACACUCGUGAAGAACAACAAGAUGCUCAUGACCGUGCACCUGGAAUGGAUGCCAGACCUGCUGGCUGACAUGGUGAGCACUGUCCCCCACAUCCGCGAGGCCGCCAUCAGCCUUGGACUUGAGGCUGCCUUUGCUCUCGGCCGCGAACGGCCUACUUCACAGCGACUCGGAGAGCUCCUGCAAGCAACUGUCGAAGACGAGAGAUAUCUCGACUACUACGCCAAUCGCCUGCAGACCAUGACCAAGAACAAGGCCGAGGCCUCUUCCGUGCCACAAAUUUGGAGCGUCGUGACCCUUUUCCUGCGGACGCUUGAGAAGUGGGACUUUCUUAUGAAGUGGCUGCACAUUCUCCAGGCCUGCUUCAAUAGCAGCGACUAUCGCACAAAGGAAGAGGCCAACUACGCCUGGAGCCGCUUCACCUACGCCCUGCUUCGCAAUAACCGCACCCUGUCGAAGAAGAUGACCGUUGUCCUCAACCAGGCCCUUGUGAGCCAGCUGCGCCGCCGCGGCUCCGGCAAGCAAGCCGACGACUUCCGCAAGGUUGUCCUGGGUUGCGUUUGCAAUCUGUUUUACUAUGCUAUGCAUGAUGCCAGCCAACUGGACAACACCUGGGACAACGUUGUCAGGCCCGUUGUGCUGCAGCUGCUCGAACUGUCCACCGCUGAAGAAUCGACACGGGAGAAACGGAAAGUCAAUCUGACGUCCGCAUGCACCAUUCUCACCGGUCUAAUUGACUGCUCCGCACCCCGGCCCUGGAAGGAAGACCACAUUGCUAAGAGCCCCAUUGUGUCCCCGGAAGACCUCCCAGCGGUCGAUGCGAAGUGGAUUCGGCGCAAUGCCGACCGCGUCUUUGCUCUUGUCGGUCCUAUCCUGGAGCAGAACUUUCUCGAGCUCGCCACACCGCGCAGUGCUACUCAAAUCCUUUGGCAGGCCGUCGUUGGAGCUGUGUCUGCUGCGGCCGCAAAGGAGAUCAAGGUGUCACCAGAGACUGCUGCUUUCGUUGGCCACGUACUCUCUCUUCUUCUCAAGGUGUGGACGAACGGAGUUCCGUCGACAAGUCAUACCUCCAACCUCAGCGGCAGCGUAACCUCCACUAGCCAAACAAACGACUCGGACAUCACCUUUGCGACGACCCGGUAUUUGGCGGCCGCCCGCGAGUUUCUCCUUACCACAGUGGACUCUCUCGGCUGCCUGCCCUUCACCGAGAAGCAACUGUCCCGGGACGAGAGAAAUGCCUUUGUGCCCGUCGCAACGCCCUCGCAGCGCGCCGGCAAAGGUCACUCAGUAUCUCGUACGCCUCUUCGUCACCUCUUCUCUAUUCUCUCGUCGUUGCCUCCUGGGGUCCAGGACGACGAAGACUUUUCCGAUUUCGUGGAAUCCAUUUUUGCUCCUUUCUUCUCCGCCAAGUCGGCCAAAGGCCGCCGCACCUUGGCUUACGAAAUGCUACAGAUGACACCCAUGGAUGCUCUGUGCCCGUACGGUCCGUGGCAGGUCGUCGCAUCGCAGAUCACGUCAAGCAUGGCCCAGACAAGUAGCGCUGGAGGCAGUGUCAGCAACGGAAGUGGAAGUGGCAGCAACGGCAUCAAGGGAAGUCACGGGGACUCCAUCGGCAACUACUACCAGAUGUCACUGUCGCCCAGCUCUGGCAGCGCCAGCGUCACCCCUGCAGGCCACGAGUACCGCGAGGUUGUCCGAGUGCUCGAGCGUGGCCUUCGCUCGACGCCCAAUCUGCCGUGGACCCGCUGGCAGGCUCUCUUCUGCACCAUUUGUGAUAGAGUCCGCGACGAUGCCGGAGAAGCUGGACUGGCCAUGUGCGUUUUGGACCCGCUGGCCAAGACAAUGACGGAGCUCCUGUCUCAGACUACCUCGGCCGCAGCCUCUCCAACAGUCUCUCGUGCGAUUGUUGAGCUACUAUCCGUAGCCACCCAUCCGAGAGACCGCCAAGCUGUGGAUGCUGCGAAGCGCCGCCUUUGGGGCUCCGCCAUCGCUUCAUCUGGUCCUAUGGCCCCCUUUGAUCCGUUUGACCACUUUUACAAACUAGUAAGCAACUCGCUGCGGCAGGCUUACGUAUCUUACGACGCCGGAAAUCACGACUCGGCGGUGUUUGGAACAGCACUUCUGAAGGAGCUCACAGGCUUCUUUGGUCGAUCGAACGAGCAGCUCUUUUUGAAGGCCUUGGCCUCCGUCCAGGAUGGCCUCGCGGAAUGGGUGCAAGACUUGGAAGGCAAGCUCAACCGUGGUUCGAGCGCUGCUGAUGCUAUUACUUCGCUUUGGGAUGCUUUGUGCGCCUUGUUGGAGCGUGCCGGCGGCACGUCAUCCGGCCUUCCCAUAGCAACCUUGGAGCCAAUCCUCCACGCUUCCUUUGCCGGAAAGCACCGCCAUAUCGUCAACGCGACUCUGGUCAUGUGGAACAAAAUCUACAGUGGCUACGAGGGCGUGCUGGACUACCCGGAGAGACUCAGAGAAGCUCUUGUGACUCUGCAGGUCUAUGUUGACAUUCCUAUUCCCGGAUUGGACAUCACCCUUACGUCGUCCGGUGGAGCCCAGCAGCCUUUGUUUGUGGACACCGAGGAUGAUGUCUUUCAUCCUGAGGCCGUGAUAACGCUUUCCUCUGCCGGCAGCCAUAUGAACGAGGCCUCCACGCCGCGCCCGGCUUUGAGCAAGUCACACUCCACACCGACGCAUACGCCUCUAUCUGCUACAUCCCCAUCGUCUGUCCACAGAGGUUCUAAUGGCAAGUCGAAGAAGUCUGCCAAGAAGGACAAGAUGCUCCGGCGGGAGAAGUCAGAGUCCACCCCUGCACGGCCUCGUCACGAUGACUCGCAGAUCGAGUUCACAGCCAUCGAUUUCCCGAGCGCCGUGACGAGUAGUGCAGCGGAAUCAACUGCCAAGGAUAUCGAUGCUGCUGAAGAAUCACAGAUUCUCACCGACAGACAGCGUGAGGUCCGUGAUCGCCAGCGCGAGACGAACGCACUCUACUCGGAUGUGAUAAGCUCAAGCCCGACCGGCGAGGCUGCGGCCAGAAAGCUGUCUACAGCGACGCGGACAGUUCCUGCCCGGGAGUCGAGUGUUUCUCUUCCUCAGCAGGUUAUUGAACCUGCCCUUGUCCAAGCUAGCCUUUGCCAGGAAAAUGAGCAGGAGAAGCGGGCGUCAUCCCCUGCGUCCGAGGACGUUGCACUACCUGACCAGGUCCGCACCGCGACGCCAGAGCCGCCAACAGCCGCCGCUGGUCCGUGUGUUACGGCGGCAGGUGCCUUUGCGGAGGACGAGUUUAUCGCCUCGACUCCGACCCCACGCCGUGGCCAAGCCCUUGUCUUCCCCGAAACCCACGACAACGAGAUCGACUCCCCUUCGUCGCCACCCGAGCCGCGCCGGUACCCCUUACUGCCCGACAUCUCCUCACGGUCUCGUAGCAGCAGUAUCCUGGACGAGUGGCAGUUCUCGUCUUCCCCUCUGUCUGGAUCGCCCAUUGCUGCCCGCCACACGCUACCUGAGCCGGAGCUUAGUAUCGACGGUGUUAUCGAGACCAGCCUGGGGGAGCGGGUACAGGUGACCGGAGGACACAGCGGUGGUGCUGCGCACAACGUGCCGUCAGCAACGGAACAGGCUGUCAAUCACGAACCGCCUACUUUAAAGCCCACGAACGACGGCGAUGUCGACAUGGAAGAUGCCGUCAUACCUGCUUCAGCGGAUGUCGACCCCGCCUUGAUGUCUUCGCGCGACAACCUUACAGUGCAAAUCUCGCCCCUUGUACAUAGGAAGAGCCGCCCGCCCACAUCGCCUGCUACUCCCCGGCAAACGCGUCGCCAGAGUGCCCUUUCUCAGGAGAUGUCACAGGAGAACCACGCAGACGACGAGAGCUCGACUGGCGACAUCAGCUUUUCGGGCUCCGCGUCGACAUCAGUCCCGCAGAGCUUACCACGUGCUCACCGCAAGGACCGGAAGGCGUCUGCGUCCAAGGCUGUUGCACAGUCGAGCCCGAUCCGGGCGUCGGGCAGCAGUGGCCGACGCUAUAGACUGAUGGCCAUGCCGCCCCCGUCAAUGCAUAAUGUGUCAUUCCGGAUGAGCGACGGCGAGGAGCGCAGCAUGCUGCGGCUGGCGAUUGAGCUGGAUAUGGUUAACAAGCAAUCCCAGCCAGAGAUGCCGUCCUCCCCUGUCCCCAGCGCACCGCCCAGCACGCGCAGCAGCAGCAAGGUGCGCAACAAUGCUUCGACAGACGGUUUGGAAGCUCUCGACUGUAUCACGGUCUGGACGAGCCACGAAAAGAACGAAAAGAACGGAAAGAACGACAAGAAGACCAAGAAGGCCAAGAACGAGCAGGCUGAUACCACUGCUGGCUCACCCGAGAGCUCGCAACAGACGCCAUCGCAGCGUUCGCGGCGCAGAAAGAGGAAGCGGUCUGCUUCAGCACAGGCUGAUGACGUGGCCAUCGCCACCGCGUCGUUCAGCCCCGGUGUGACCAGUCGCCGUGCCGAACGAAAACUUGCGCGGGCCAGACGCCACACUAGCGAAGCCAGAUCAGAGCGGAGCCAGAAAACGGCCAGCCCGGCUCCGGCAGACGCAGUUCAAGAUGAAGAAGGGGCUUCCACAACGGCCGAGGUCGGUCUCUCCUCGCGCAGCAAGAGAGUCGUGGCCGACGAGACCGCUAGCAAGGGGUCCGAUGGCGACCACGACGUACAGUCGCAGCUGGCUCUUGAGCUGCGGGAGCUUAGUAGCCGCAGCACUCACAACAAUGUGGUGGACCUGACUGCUGUGGCCGACACAUCGGCAACGACGGAUGAGGUGAACAUCGCGGACGAUAUCGAGCCGGAUUCCGUGGUGGAGGUCGACGUGCCCCCUGCAAGCGACGAGGACCGGCCGACCAAGAAGCCUCGGCUGGCGGGCAUUCUGUCCUUGCUCCGGGGCAGCUUGACGCUCCUCAAUUCGGCGACGCUGUCGCGCGAGGAGGUGGACCAGGUGGAGGAUGUGUGUAUGGACGUGAAGCGGGCCCUGUACGAUGCAGAACGCCGUGGCCGAGAUUGA